AUGGAUAAAUCGGAUUCAAGCUUGACACAAAGCUCCAAUCCUGUUGUCUUUUUCGACAUUACAUUGGGUGGAAUUCCUUUGGGUCGCAUAAAAAUGGAGCUGUUUGCCGAUAUCACACCACGGACAGCUGAAAACUUUCGCCAGUUCUGCACAGGAGAGAGCAAGAACUCCCAGGGACGCCCACAAGGCUACAAAAACAGCAAAUUCCACCGUGUUAUCAAGGAUUUCAUGAUACAGGGUGGUGAUUUUGUUAAUGGUGAUGGCACAGGCUGCUGUUCUAUUUACAACACCCCCAGAUUUGCUGAUGAGAACUUCGUACUGAAACAUGAUAGUGCAGGUUUGCUGAGUAUGGCAAAUUCAGGACCUAAUACAAACGGCUGCCAAUUUUUCAUAACCUCAACUGCCACCCCUUUUCUUAAUAAUAAGCAUGUUGUCUUUGGUCGGGUAGUUGAUGGAAUGGAUAUUGUACGAAUGAUUGAGAAUACUCGGACAACAAGAGAUAAGCCCAACCAGGACGUGAUUAUUGCACAAUGCGGAGAGAUGUAA
Aspergillus tanneri is the source of this 546-nucleotide messenger RNA. RefSeq names its product putative peptidyl-prolyl cis-trans isomerase (gene cyp3). NCBI's taxonomy places the organism in Eukaryota, Fungi, Ascomycota, Eurotiomycetes, Eurotiales, Aspergillaceae. Gene Ontology annotation, molecular function: peptidyl-prolyl cis-trans isomerase activity. Bases 1 to 546 code for a protein of 181 amino acids. The record is from RefSeq and is a predicted model, not a curated record. The transcript is spliced from 4 exons. Gene Ontology annotation, biological process: protein folding; protein peptidyl-prolyl isomerization. Gene Ontology annotation, cellular component: intracellular membrane-bounded organelle.